Messenger RNA from Pocillopora meandrina, 5134 nucleotides. The record is from the annotation of a GenBank genome assembly. Lineage: Eukaryota; Metazoa; Cnidaria; Anthozoa; Scleractinia; Pocilloporidae.
GCAAAACAUGGCGGACGUCGAAGAUAGAUUGGAGUCGCCAAUUUGUCAGACCACGAUCGGCCUUGGAUCGCCGAGAGAUGGAACGCCUAACAGCUUUUGUAGUACACCAGAACUUGAGAUAAUAGGGAAUGAAAGCUGUUCAGUAAACGAUUCAAAACAAUCCCCUAAUCGCGAAGGUUCUCCUGCGUUCAUUUCGUCUGAGACAAGUUUAUCUAACGAAGCUAACACUACUCUGAUACGUCCCAAAAUUAAAGAAUUAGGCAAUUUCAAAGGGCCAUCUACAGGAGUGGACUUGAAGGAGUAAGUAUGCGAAUCUAAUGAUUUUGUUUUCAGCAUUCGUUCAAUCAGAGUACCAGUUUAAACCCUCCGCUUAGCUGUCACGCUAUUUUAGCACUCACGCACGGUAGUUAACCAGAAUGCCGAACCGUUGCUAAAGUGGUUUUCAUUUUUUCAUCUGAUGAUAGGACAAGGAGAGAAGGAUCUAAAUCUUCUGUAAAUAAGGAUCAAUGUGGUGUAGAAUGCAAGUGGAUUUCUUGCCAUGUUAUUUUAAAAAACGCUAUCGAAUUAUCGGAACACGUCAAGACUGCUCAUGUUGAGCCAAUGUCUAAACAUCAAGACGUCUUCGUCUGUUUGUGGGAAGGCUGCAAAGUGUUUGACAAACCGAGUUUAUCACACACGUGGCUUGCGAAGCAUGUAAACGUUCAUACUGGUGCUAAGCCAUUUAAGUGUAUGAUAAGUGGAUGCUCCAUGACAUUUUCUUCGAGAGAGGGUCUUGCCAGGCAUGUGCCCUCGCAUUUUAAUGACGCUAAGCCCACAAAAAGACAGAAGUCAGAUAACGAUUCCUCGCCCAAGAAAGUAAUGAAAAAGAAAAAGAAGAAAAUUAAGAACCUUCGGCAGGCGAAACCACCGCCUCAAGGUUAGUGUGAUUUCUUAAGUCAUCUUUAUAAAAGAGUUUUAACUCUUACUUGACACGACAUGGGAAAACUUGUCUUUUUCUGAUCGUCUCUCAGUCUUUUGAAAUUGGUUAAGCAAGUUCAACGAGGAUUUAAAAGUAUUUAAUUAAUAAACUAAAGUUAAGUGUCAGAAACACGAAAUUUUUUGUUUGCUUUUAAAGGAAAGCUUGACCUCACGUAGGUUUCUUAAGAGAAUGUCAUCAUCAAGUUAGUCUCUUCAAAUUUUUGAUGUAACCGUCAGCGAGAUGUCAGUCUACUAAAUAUGAAAUAUAGGAAACACCUCUUCAAGAUUUCAAAGGUCUCUAUUGUAUGAACCACCACUCUGUCACAGAAUAAGCCUUAAUAGGUACCAGAUUAAAUAUGCAAUUUGAUUUUCUGCUUCUUAGAUGCAGCAAUUCAAUCAGUUGAGGAUUCAACUGGAAUGACCUUUUGGGUUUUCAGAACCAUUGUAUAUUAAUUACAGUGUGAGAAUUUUGGUGGAGGGAAUCAUAAUUUAUAAACUGACAUUUGUUUGAACAAACACAUUGAACAGGAAUAUAUCAGAGGUUUCAGGAAAUUUUACAGAAUCUAACUUCUGCAGUUUGUGGUUGUAGAUAUUUGUUGGAAUAAAUUGUGCAGUACUUCAUAGAAGUCAUUUAGCAAUUAAAGUGGCAAUAAGAUCUGACACAUUUCAAUUUUUAAACACUUAGCUCUUGAUUAUUUUGCAACUUUGACAGUUAAGGAAGAUUUCAUUGACCAGCAUGCAGUAAGCAGCAUAAAAGAGAAGCUACCACAUGUGAUGCCUGUGUCAUGCUACAGACUUGGCAUUGAUGGUGCAAAUAUUGUUUUUCAAAGUAAGGUGAGUAUUUUAUCCCUGUCAUGGAAGAGGAUUGAGUUGAAGAAAGCAUGUUGGUUUUAAGUUUUGAUGUUGUUGUUGUGGUUGUUGUUUUGGGGGAAAGCUAAUUUGUGUUCUCAAAGGAUGAAAUGAUUGAAAUAUAGGAUAAUGAAUUGAGAACCGAGGUUAAAUUUAUACAUCAAUAUAUACAACACCAGUGGGAGAAGCUUUCCAAUGUGUAGUUGCCCUUACUCAAGUAUCUAUGUUGUUUCCUUUGAUAGAAACUUUAUCGUCACUGCUUGUCUCCAUCUGAAAGCAUAAAAUUAUCAUUGGUAGCUACAAACAGUCAGGGAAAGCAUUUAAAUUAGCUACAAAGUUUUAGAGGUUGCUCUAAAUGGAUCUUGAUCUUCUGUAGUCAUAGCCCUUGAUAGAUGUCAUGUUGUUCUUUUAAAGAUCUAAGAUAGGCUAGAAAGAUACAAGGUGGCCCAUGCACAGACCCCUCUUAUUGUGAAGUUUAAAGGUCUAAUUUCUCUUCACAAUAGCACCCUGAAUCACACAUAAAGGUCAUGAGAAUAAAGGAAAUGGUCACCAACUAAAGAAGUUCUCAAUUCUUACACAAAUUCUCCUUGUCAGCACCUUAGGAAAUGUAUAGAGAACAGUAUGGAGAAAUUGCAUACUGAUGUUAGUGUGUAAAGGGUUAAGCUCCCAUCAUAAAUGGAUCAGGAAUCAUCUGAAUGGAUCAAGUGGUCUCUGACAAAUAAAAAAUUUGAAUAUUUUUUACAUACUUCUUGGUAGCAAAUUUACCUCAGAAAUUUCUCUCAGAUAUGUGUUUUUGUAUACUGAAGGAUCACAUAACUGAAAUCCCUCAAAUGAGAUUUUACUUUACUAAAUGAUUGUGUAAAGAUCCCUCUUGAACAAAGAGAUAAAAAGGAUCUGGUAUGUCUGAGCUUUUCUGAGCAAAAUUUUUGUUUACAAAGUAUGUUGGAUUCCCGGAUAUUCUUGGAGUGAUAUGUAUGCAGAAGAAUGGACUUAAAGGGGUUUUGCUUAGAACAUUGGGAAAGCAGAUUUCUAAUCAUGUGACGGCAUUCUUGUGCAUUGUUGUUAAAAUUGCUAGAGCCUGGAAAGAGAGACAAUAAGGAAAUUUUAAUUUUAUCCUUACAUUGGAGAACUAAUGACGUGAUGGCAAACAACCUAAUUAGUUGUGCUGACGUAAUAAUAUACCACAGGUUCUUGGAAGAAGAACAGAAGAGAAGUCUGGGGAGGAAGAUGUACUUCUAAGAUGGCUUCCAGAAGAUAUGUAAGUUACUAGCAGUGGUAAUAAUGAUAAUAUGUUCUUAACUGAGUUUACACCUUAUAUACUACUCAAAAUUUCUACAAUUAACUAUUGAUAUUAAGAAUCAUAAAGUUGAACAAUUUUCAGAAAUAGGCCUGGUUAUUAUUUGAGCGAGGUAAUUGACAAGUGCUCUGUUUUAAUUUGGCAGUGGCACUCAAGCUUAAAAAAAAGAUACAUCUCCAUGAAAUUUCUGUGGAAAGUUUCCAAUAAUUUCUUUCAUAGAUAUUAUGUUGUAAAAGUUGUGAGGAGUGCCACAUCUUAAAAAGUACCUUUUAGAAAGCAUCAAAUUGUUGUUAAAUCUGUGUCACAUGCACUAAAGGAUGGAGGUGGUAUGAUGUUCUGGGGAUAACAGCUGAAUUGGUCUCUUCUAAGCUACAUAUCCUUGUUUUCUUAGCAAGUGAUUUAGACACUUGUUUGUUGUGCCUUGUAUAGUUUUAUGAUAAUAAUGAAAGCCUUUUUAUGAGGUAGCAAGACCAAAAUCAGACCUUCAAGGUCAUUUUAAGUUAAUAUGUAUUAGUAGCAAAGAUUUUUUAAAACCCUGAUUAAAUGUCAGAAAAAUAUGGUAUUGAUCAGGAGUUUCACAAAUUUUAUCCUUGAUGAAUGUUAACAUGUGUAAUGUCAUUAUUCCUUCAUCUAGAAAACAGCUUUCUUCAGGUGGUCUUAUAUUUAACUUACCAUUGAUGAAAUGACUUAAUCUAAGUUUUUGGGCCCUGGAAAAUAUGGAUAAACUUAAAAAGGAAAAGAAUAUAGUUGCUCAAUUUAUAUUUGGAAAAUUGUGGGAAAAAAGAAGCAAAUAAUGAAACAGAAAUUGCGCGUCAGAGAGGCUCUUCAACGUUUAACGUCGUGACUCCAAGAAAGAAAUGUUCAAGGCUUUGUUUUUAAAUCUCUCCUUAACAGAUUACCAGAUGAGUGGGUUCCUUUAAAUGAGGUUCAAAAGCAUAGGACACGAACUGUACACAUCUCUCAGCUCCCAAACGACGUGGCCGCUGAUUUGGAUCCCUCGUUCUACAGACAAUUGUCCCACAGAAAACACCACCGCAAAUGAUUAUCGCAGUUUGUUACAAAGUGUAGCAUUUAUAGAGAUCUUAGUCCUUUACAUGCUUUCAAAGUUAUGAUACUCUUGAGAAAAGAAAUCCCUCUUAACCAUCAAAGCUAAUCGGUGUUACCAUUGGGCUAGCUUUCUCACUCUCCUUGAUUGCGUUAGAAAACUCUAAGCACUCUUUCCACCAAUCGUAUGCAAGAGUAAACCCAGCCAUGAUUUUCUCAAGGACGAGGGCGUUAUAUGUGUCUACUUUCAGUUCGCUUUAGGCUCCUGGAGUUCUUACAAGUUACUUUGUUCUGGUUGGCCAUUGUAAAUACGCUGGUUUUGGUUUUUACGACUUCAGUGGAUAAAGGCUUCAAUUUAGCUGACGCUCUCUCUCAAAAUUCUAACUUUUCUUUCUCCUUUCUCUUCACGGUCACAGCUUUUCUGCUCGUGUAUUUAUAAACCUCUUUUGGAGAUUAUUGCUGUCAUUUCGUUUUCAUUUUAAAGUUAGGUUACUUUUAUCGUUCUGUGCGACUGUCAUCCGACUUUGUUCUUAACUCGUCCUACAAACGUUUUUUUUUUGGAAUAAGUAACUUAGAUGAGGUGAACCGUCUCUCAGAACUAACUUAUGCUUUUGUUAUCUUUGUGAGGCGUGUAGAAAUUGUGGGCUUUCUUUGUAAUGGGGCGCUUUCUGUGAACUUUCUUGGAUGACAGAUUAUUCCAUCGGCUUUCUUAAUGCAACUUGUCAAAUUAAACAUUUGUAAAUAGUUACACAAAGAGACUAUCGGGGUUUGGACAGGCGCAAAUAUUUUCGUCAUCUCCUCUUGUGUUUACGCCUGGCUGUCUCGAAAUACGUAGGAAAAGUAGCAAAGCUUCUAGUUUAUUGUACAGGCAGCACUGCGGCGUGGAUAACUGCAGUACUGAAGUGAGUUUAAUAUCUAUUUCUAUUUAUUUGCUGCAAUAUAUUUUGUUCACACAUGACAGAGUUUAUGAAUAAAGCUAUACUGUAC